CAGUGGUCCAGCAACUGGGUCGCUCCGAACCGCACCACUUGCAUCUAUAGAUGUUAGGGAUGAUGCGAUGAGUUUUCGUUGGGCGCCAUGAUUUUCUUCGCACAAUCUGUGCUUUUCCGUUUCCAAUUUUGCUUUAAACUUUAGCACAUGGCUCAAGUAUAUCAUAUCGAUUGCACUUUUGCUAUGAUUAAGUAUGCUGUUUGACACGGCAGAGAGAUCGCGCCUGUGCGUCUUCAUCUAGUCAUUUUAUACCCCUUAGAAAUAUAGCACCAGCAGGAAUUCCAUUUUCCUUCUGUUUUGUUGUUUGUCAGAUAACAUACCAUCUGUCUAUAUUUCAUAGUAUGCACCCCCUUGCUGCUGGUUUCUGAAGGUGCAAUAUUUCCUUAGGUGACUUCGGCUGGUCAAAACAGUUUCUUGGAGGCCACAACGUUGGUUGGACAUGGACGAUGCUGACUUUGGCGACAUCACCGAUGUCCCAGCAGAAGCGCAAGCCGCUCCAAAGUUUCGUCCGAAUGUGCGGGCAAAGCCCCGAAAGCCAUCCAUGCCAUCAAGACCUGUUGUACCCAAUCGUUCUGUGGAAACAUCCAGUGAGAAGGUUGGAGCUCUAAGCCAAGAUAAUUUGUCUCAAGGACUUUCUGCCAAUCAGGAAAUUGCAUCUUCAACCCUCCUUGUUUCUGCUGUAGAUACGAUGUCUCAUAAUGAAGAUCACAACGAAGGUGAAGACCAGAACAAUGAUCUGUGCCAAAAAUCUACAGAUCAGGAAGCCACUACUGGUCCAGACACUUGGCCGCCACAUGAUAUCAAUGGUACUGUUGAUUUAGACUCUCAAGAUGGGCUCAUAAAUUCUCAUACUGAUGACACCCAACCAAUCUUUGGAGAAUCUUCAGCUGAAGCCACUGCUAAAUUUCUACCUAAUGUUCGAAGGAAAAAGGGCAAACGCAAAUCAGUAACAUUUGUUGUGCCGGAUGAUUCCGAGGUGGUCGCUCCAAGAUAUACCAAUUCUGAGGACCAUAAUGACAUAAGGGCUGAUGAAAAUUUGAACACCUUGCCUCAGCAAACAGCUCAAAAGCAUUGUCUUACUGAAGAGCUUUCAGAUGAUGGGGAAUAUACUGACAAGGAGAGUCAGUACCGUGAGGGAGCACUGUCAGAUCAUGGUGUUAAAGAACAACCAAAAUUGAGUGCUGAAAAACUAGAUUUAUCUAUGAAACUAAGAAACAGGAGAAAGGAAGUUGGGGUAUCUGAACAUAUUACUGAUGAUAAUUUUGAUGAAGACUAUGCUGAACCUUCAGCAGCCGAACAAGAUAAUGAUAGUGGUGAUGAGUACACUGCUGGAGAAAAGCAGAAGCCACAGAGGAAGUCGAGGGAGAAAGAUCCAGAUAAAGAAUCUGUGAGGGGUUCGAGGCGCACCUCGAAGAAUUUAGCUGCAGAAAAGGCAGCACAGCAAAGCCAGCAAAAAAAUAAAAGUGGAGGACAGUCACGUGGUCGUAAAAGAGCCUUGAAAGAUGCAUCGACAGAACAGCCUGGGAAGAAGCUUACUCACAGAAUUCGUCAAAAAAGAACAAAAGUUUCAGAAGUCCAAACCUUACUGGCAAAACCUGAUCAUGAGAUAGAUCGCAUGAAGCUAAGUGUGAUGCAUCUCAGGUUGUUACAAGAGGCCAGAGAGCGUAUUCAGAGUAAAACAAUUCCGUCAGGACCAUCAUUCUCUAAUCAAAGCUCAUUGUAUGGAGAUACGGAUGAUUUUGAUCCUUUUGGAGAUAACUAUGUCAAUGACAGAACAGAGAAUGAUGCGCCAGAAAAUGCAAUCAAACUGAAUUACCAUUCCUACAUGAACAGACAAACACGGGCCAGAUGGACAAAAUCUGACACUGACUUGUUCUACCAGGGAGUUCAACAGUUUGGUAGUGAUUUUGCAAUGAUACAGCAACUAUUCCCUGAUAAGUCCCGUGAUCAGGUGCGGCAAAAGUUUAAAUCUGAGGAGAAAAAGCAUCCAAUGCAAGUCCACGAUGCUAUACUUCAUCGAUCGAAAGAUAAUGUGUAUUUAAAACAAGUAAUCAAACAGCUCAACAUUGAAGAUUUGCAGAGAGACAUCAACAGUACAGAUAAACAGGAGGUUGCCUCAAAUGUAGGAGACACUGGAAAUGAGAAUGCGUCUCAUGUCAUCAAUGAGGAGGAAGACAAUGGUCCCAACUGGUCAGAUGACGAGCUGGGCACGCACCAAUCUGAGGUCAAAGAAGGCGAUCAAGCUUCUGGAAAUGCUGAUGAUGAUGACCUGGAUGUUUUUGAUUGGUACUAGCACGAUAAUCAUGCAGCUGAAGUAGGAUCUCAUCAUUCUGUCAAUCCUGUGAGCAAAGGACUUCUCUUUGUCAAAUAGUUUUGCUCGCGGGCUUACUGAGUUACUGAUGCGUCACGGAUGCAAAUAGCACAUUUUUACGUAGGAUACAAGUUUAUUUCAGUUUUGCUCUUAACAAUGUCCAAAACCAGAGGCUGUCGACAAUAUGUUGCGAUCUGAGGGUACUGAAUUUUGAACCUUUUGGUCACCUAUCAUAAGGCAUAUUUAGAUGCUUACAUAUCUGCAACGUAUCUCAUGCAGUCUGGGAGUGCUACUGUUAAUGAGGUGACAUGGUGUAGGCUUCUGCUAGUUGAUGCAUCGGACCGAUCCAUUGAAGCUGUACUCUGAAUAGUUGUUGCGAACACUCAAAAA
Lolium rigidum is the source of this 2701-nucleotide messenger RNA. Its product is annotated as transcription factor TFIIIB component B''-like. The record is from RefSeq and is a predicted model, not a curated record. The transcript has 11 exons. Gene Ontology annotation, biological process: RNA polymerase III preinitiation complex assembly. Gene Ontology annotation, cellular component: transcription factor TFIIIB complex. The coding region runs from base 440 to 2293 and encodes 617 amino acids. Gene Ontology annotation, molecular function: TFIIIC-class transcription factor complex binding. NCBI's taxonomy places the organism in Eukaryota, Viridiplantae, Streptophyta, Magnoliopsida, Poales, Poaceae.